This is a messenger RNA of Alligator sinensis (Chinese alligator), 3238 nucleotides long. Its product is annotated as elongation factor 1-alpha-like. The record is from RefSeq and is a predicted model, not a curated record. NCBI's taxonomy places the organism in Eukaryota, Metazoa, Chordata, Crocodylia, Alligatoridae. The transcript is spliced from 5 exons. Gene Ontology annotation, molecular function: GTP binding. The coding region runs from base 1 to 972 and encodes 323 amino acids.
AUGGGGGGGAACGAGAAAGGAGCUGCCGGGCAAUGGACACAGGCAAGACAACCAGGGCAAAGGCUUGGGCAGCAGCCGGACCUCACACGCAGCCGGAACUGGCGGCAGAGGUGUAUCUUUUAUGAGACCAAUGGGAUAUUUGCAAAAACACGUCUUUGUUUGCAAGCUUUCAGGGACACUUGCUCUUCUUCGGCAUGGGAGAGUGCCAAGAUGAUGAGCUGGUUCAAAGGCUGGCAGGUCAAACGGAAGGAAGGUUUUGGGAAGGGACAAACACUUUUGGAAGUGCUAGACUCUCUUCUGCCUCCCGUGCGUUUGAGUAAUAAGCCCUUGAGGCUGCCUCUGCAGGAUGUCUACAAGAUCGGAGGAGUUGGUACUGUACCUGUGGGGAAGAUAGAGACUGGCAUUCUUAAACCAGGCAUGACUGUCUCUUUUGCCCCCACAAACCUAUCGGCAGAAGUCCGAUCCAUUGAAAUGCACCAUGAGCCACUGGAAGUGGCUUUUCCUGGCUAUAACAUAGGCUUCAACGUAAAAAACAUUGCUGUCAAGAACCUGAGACGGGGCCAUGUAGCUGGUAACUCCAGGAAUGAUCCUCCAGCAGCAGCAGCUCACUUCAUAGCCCAGGUGAUUAUCCUGAACCACCCUGGCUUCAUCAGGGCUGGCUACUCUCCAGUGAUCGACUGCCACACGGCUCAUGUCACCUGCCAGUUUGCUGAACUUUAUGAGAAGAUUGACCGUCGCUCUGGGCAGAAGCUGGAGGACAGUCCAUCUAUGCUGAAGUCUGGGGACUCUGCUCUCAUUAGGCUUAUACCUAGGAAGCCAAUGUGUGUGGAAAGGUUUUUCGACUUUCCUUCCUUGGGUCGUUUUGCAGCUCGGGAUUUGAAGCAGACUGUUGCAGUUGGAGUCAUCAAAUCGGUAGAAAAGAAAUCCACAGGCUCUACUAGAAAACAAGUGCAGAAAGCUCUGCUUAUCUAGUGGAGUGCUGCCAGCUGUGAGAGGUUAAGGUGUUUUGUUUUGUUUUUUUUGUUUUGUUUUUUGCAAACUACCUUCAUAGAGAAAUGCUCACGGCUUGUGGGAUUGGUUUGGGGUUUUUUGUUUAACCUCAAGUUGAGGAUCUUUUAUGUUUAAUGCAGUGGGAUUGUUCAGUGUUGGAACAAUUAAAUCUCAUCUGAUCAGACUUAUUUGCAUUUGUUACAAAAGCCACCUUGGACACUAUAGCCUUACUCUACACCCUUGAAAAGGGCUGGGCCUGGCCUCUCAGUCCAUCUGUCAAGACCUUGAGCCCUUUUGAGUAAAAUCCCAAGGACAGCUUCAUGCAACAACUGUGGCGCAUGCUGUAACUUGCACCUUUUCUUAAAGCAAGCUUAACAAAUUUUAUUAUAACUGCACAUGGCCUCCAGCUUCACUUAAGUGACUGAAUGUAAUGUUCCCUAGUGAGCUUCCAAAAGACUCCUUUUUGAAUGAGGAAGUACAUCUUGUCUGUAGAGGAAGCUGUAACAAAGCCUAGGCUGCAGCUGACUUGUAGUCAGCAAAUAGUGCUUCCACUUACCUAGGCUCUCUUUGCAUUUUUUUUUUUUUUUGGGUUUUGCCUUUUCUGUUCCCUUCAGGGGAAUGCAGGUUGGAAAGCCAAAGGUUGAGUUAUUUGAUAUUGGGAGUAGUCUGCCUUUUUAAUACAGCCACAUUUUUAAAAUGUAGGUAGUGAUAUUCCUACCCUAAGCUGACUGCCCUUGGACUGAGAAGUGCCCAUAGCCAAGUACUUCAUACCAGACUAGGAAGCAAUAGAAAUAGCCUAAAGUGAUCCCUAGCUAAGCUUUUUAUUGAUGCUAAGGCCUCUAGGGCAGGAAAACUAUUAAGUAAAACUAAUACUUGUCAACAGACUGAGCUUGCUUUUCAGUAAGCAUGGGGAAUGUAGCUUUCAUGCUGGCUAGCAGCAGCUGUAGCCUAUACUGCUCUCACACUUAAUUGGCACCUCCUUUUAGUCUGUGGGAGCUCUACCUUGAUGCUCAUAAGAGGCACCUUCUACACAACCAAAUGAUAGUUAAGCUUUAAGGGACCAGCAAAACAAAAGGUGCAAGUUUCUACACUUAAUCCUAGGGUAUAAUCUGGAAACAACAGCUUGUGCUAAAUUGCAAACUAGUUAAGGUCCAUAAUUAACUCUUUACCAACCUGUAUAAAUUAGUUUAAUGGACCCUGCCUUGUACAACAAAUCUCUUUUAUUGGAGCAUUCAAGGCAUGGAGAACCUCAAAAUACUCUAUAGGAUAUCAGAAAUUGGGGUCCUAGCUAGCUCAACUGUCUGCUACUUCAGGCAGUACCCAGUGGGCAUUCACUUUGGGGUUUAGAUUUGUCCACCUGCUAUUUGAAGGGGUAUGCCAGGUUCCUGAAGCAAGACACUUGCUGUGCUCUGUUGAGCAGGAGCACCUAACCCUCCUGCUGUGUUUUCACAAGCUCAAGACAACUUCCUCCUGCUCUGUUUGGCUGAGCCACUUGAGUGGAAGCCUAAAAAGGGGAAGGAACAAGACAGCAUAGCUUUAAUUUUGUUUUCUAUAAGCCUUCAGCUGAACACCUUCUGCGUGAAAGGGCAGAUAAUGUUGUUCCAGACCUAGAGCAAACCGAUUUUGAAUGUUCUCUCUGUACUGCAGUGGAGUUCUAGCUUUCAGAUGCAUUUCCAGUGGUUGUCUCCCACCUACGUAGCAAAAAGAGUAACAUGAAUAAGUGGAGUGACUAAUAACUGCAGCUUUCAGACUUUUUCUUGCGGCAACAAAGCAGUCUUCCUUCAACUUGAAGUGGAAAAUACUUUUUCCCCUCUACUGUGAUUUUUAGGAAAAACUAAGACCCUCUAAAUGAUAUGUAAAAAUGAGGGUCUUGCUCCAGCACAGGAGGGGAAAAACAGGUACAUGAGAAGGAAAAGAAAAAAGCAAUGAUGGAAUGAUGCAGGAUCAAGUCUUGGUCAGAGAAACAUUUUUAGUGCUUCAUAUAUUCAGCAUGCAAACGCCAAACUCCUAGUGCGAUCAGCUCUUGGUGAAUGGCCCAGGGUAUGGGCUAUAUUCCAGACUUUGGUGUAAUGAGGAGUUACCGCAGUUGGCUCAUAGACCACUGCCAUCACCACCAGCAGUCCUAACUAGCUCACAAAGUUGCUGAUUUAGAGCACAGUGAGACCACAGCCCUGCUGCUGGUCCAGGAGCUAGCUCUGUUCACUUACCACUUCCUGCUAGUCACGCUGGCUAGGAAACUGUCAUCCUU